Cuscuta campestris is the source of this 1705-nucleotide messenger RNA. Lineage: Eukaryota; Viridiplantae; Streptophyta; Magnoliopsida; Solanales; Convolvulaceae. The record is from the annotation of a GenBank genome assembly.
UUUGGGUCGCUUUCCUUCUCAGCCUCCCCUAUCAUUCCUGUGUCUGAGUAGGAACGAUCCAUGACCCACUUUUUGCCGCUCCUCUGUAUCAUGUACCAAAAGGGUUGGCUAACCAAUUCAAGAAGACGCCAUUCUACUGCGAGUUCUGUAUAAAAAAAUCCCCCCUCCCCCCCACCCAAAAAAAACCCAAUUUUUUUGAUGGUUGCUUGAUAUGGGGAAAUGGGUAAUGACAGGAUUUCAAUUGGCCGAGCUUUUUGUGAGCUCAGUGGCUUAUUUGGCAUACGGGUUUUACUUAUUCAGCACAGCAGUGGCUGGUGACCUCUCUCAGAGCUUGAGUGGACGCUUCUUCAAGCCUGAUAUUGAGAAUGAGUUGAAAUACGAGGAGUCUAAGGUCUUUGAUCUUCCUCCCAUUGUGUUGGUUCACGGGAUCUUUGGUUUUGGUCAAGGGAGAUUUGGAGGGUUGUCUUAUUUUGCAGGAGCAGAGAAGAAAGAUGAUGGAAUCCUUGUGCCUGACUUGGGGUCAUUGACCAGUGUUUAUGAUAGGGCUCGGGAACUAUUUUACUAUUUAAAAGGAGGCCAGGUUGAUUAUGGGGAAGAACACAGCAAGGCUUGUGGGCAUUCACAAUUUGGAAGAAUUUACGGAAAAGGGCAUUACCCUCAGUGGGACGAGGAACACCCUAUUCACUUCGUUGGCCACUCCGCUGGAGCACAAGUUGUCAGAGUUCUUCAGCAAAUGCUUGCUGACAAGGCAUUCAAGGGUUAUGAAAGUACCUCAGAGAAUUGGGUCUCGAGUUUAACUUCAUUGUCCGGUGCACUGAAUGGGACAACAAGAACCUACCUUGAUGGAAUCCAGCCAGAAGAUGGGAGGUCCUUAAAGCCCAUAUGUCUGCUUCAGCUAUGCCGAAUUGGAGUCUUGAUAUAUGACUGGUUUGACAUCCCUUGGCUCAAGGCUUACUACAAUUUCGGGUUCGACCAUUUCAACAAUUCUUGGAAGAAAACCGGGGUGCGAGGCCUUCUUGAUUGCCUCUUGGGGAAAGCCGGUCCAUUUGCCUCCGGAGAUUGGAUCCUUCCAGACCUUUCAAUCCAAGGAUCUGUCAAGAUGAAUAGCCGCUUGCGCACAUUCCCAAACACUUUCUACUUCAGUUAUGCCACAAAGUGUACUUUCAAAAUCAUGGGCGUCACGGUUCCUUCUGCUGUGCUGGGAAUACAUCCAUUGCUCUUCAUCAGAGUCCUGCAAAUGACCCAAUGGGAACACCCUUCUGAUGCUUCUCUACCUUUUAAGGGUUACAGGGAUGAGGACUGGUGGGACAACGAUGGAGCAGUGAACACUAUAUCAAUGACACGGCCUCUUUUUCCAGUCGAGCACCCGAGUCAGUUUGUUCCAGAAACUUCCGAGCGCCAGCCACUGCAGCCAGGCAUCUGGUACUAUAAGAUUGUGGAAGGGGAUCACAUUCUUUUCAUUUUGAACCGGGAGAGGGCCGGGCUUCAAUUCGAUCUGAUAUACGACGGCAUUUUUGAGCGCUGCCGGAAACAUAUGAUUAGGAGGAUUCAGAUGUUACCCGACAAGCUGCCGGAAACAUAGAUACAUAUGUACAAGGAUCAUGUUGUGCAUUGUAUUGUUAUGGCUCUUCAUAGUUGGAGUAGACCAACUAAAAUUGCAAUGUGUAUAGGUUUCUUGUUAUUAAAAUAAAAUAUUUUUGUCAAU